Musa acuminata subsp. malaccensis (wild Malaysian banana) is the source of this 4725-nucleotide messenger RNA. The record is from RefSeq and is a predicted model, not a curated record. NCBI's taxonomy places the organism in Eukaryota, Viridiplantae, Streptophyta, Magnoliopsida, Zingiberales, Musaceae.
CCCCACCCGUUCCAAGAAAGACCCUAAAACCUUCAUGAAACCCUAGGUUCUUGAUCUCGGACCUAUCUUCGUCCUGUUGCCCUCGUUUGGAUUCCUCAUCCGGUGCGUCCUGUGUCGAAUAACCGCGGCGUGCCGGAAUUCCUUCGGCCUCUCUCCCUGUGCGAUGCCGCCGCGGGAGGAGAAGCUGCGGUGCACGAAAGAACCCUAUAUCGAGGACGUCGGUCCUCAAAGAAUAAAGAGUAUUCGGUUUAGCACGUUCUCGGGCGAGGAGAUAAAGAAACUAGCGGAGGUGCAGGUGUGGAACAAUCGAAUCUAUGGGAUUGAUUUGAGACCCGUGGAGAAUGGGUUGCUUGACCCUAAGAUGGGUGCUGCUAACAAAGCCGGAGUUUGUGCUACAUGCCAUGGGAAUUUCACUGAGUGUCCUGGACAUUUUGGAUAUCUAAAGCUGACACUACCUGUUUUCAAUGUUGGCUUUUUCAAUUCUAUUCUUAAUGUCUUGAAGUGCAUCUGCAAGGCCUGUGCUAGGAUACUUCUGUUGGAAAAUGAUCGGAGAAUUUUUUUGAAGAAGAUGAGAAAUCCUAAAGCUGAUAUAUUCAUGAAAAAUGCUCUUAUGAAGAAAAUCAGAGACAAGUGCAAAAUUUCUAUUUGUCCUUGGUGUGGAAGUAGAAACGGUGUGGUAAAAAAAGCAAGAUCAUCAUUCGCCAUUGCUCAUGACUUUUCAAGAAGUGUUGAUGAAAGCAUAGAAGUAGUCCGUGCUGCAUUAUCUCACAUUAAAGCUAAAUCAUCCUUUCAAAUUGUGCACGUUUUAAGUCCAGUUACUGUUCUUUCUCUUUUUAAAAGAAUGGUCGAUGAGGACUGUGAAUUGCUUAAUCUUUAUGAUAGACCCGAUAAAUUAAUCGUGACAACUAUUGCAGUGCCACCCGUGGCUGUCCGCCCUUCUGUUUUUGUUGAUUUUGGAAAAUCAAGCAAUGAGGAUAGUAUCACUACCAUAUUGAAAAAUAUAAUCAACACCAAUUCUAUUCUUCGAGAGGAUCUUGAAGGUGCUGCUCCUCCAUUCAAGUGUUUGGACUGCUGGGCUCACCUUCAAAUUCAAGUCGUUGAAUAUAUAAAUAGUGAAGCUCCUUCAGUUCCUGAUUCAAAACAUCGAGGACUUAUUCAGAGGCUCAAAGGGAAGCAGGGACGCUUUCGUGGUAACUUGUCAGGAAAACGUGUUGAAUUCACUGGAAGGACUGUGAUUUCUCCUGACCCGAAUUUGAAAAUUACAGAGGUUGCCAUUCCUGUGCUUAUGGCUAAGAAACUAACUUAUCCAGAAAGAGUUUCUGCCUAUAACAUAGAAAAGUUAAGGCAGCGUAUAUGCAAUGGACCUGACAAAUACCCAGGGGCAAACUUCAUUUUAUUAGGUGAUGGCACGAAGCAGCAUUUAAGGUAUGUGGACAAGAAAACUGCUGCUAGUGAACUAAAAUAUGGUUAUAUAGUAGAAAGGCAUUUAGAAGAUGGAGAUGUUGUUCUUUUUAACAGACAACCAAGCCUGCAUAGGAUGUCAAUUAUGUGUCACAGGGCAAGGAUAAUGCCUUGGAGAACAUUGAGAUUUAAUGAAUCUGUUUGCAACCCUUACAAUGCUGAUUUUGAUGGUGAUGAGAUGAAUUUACAUGUUCCUCAAACAGAAGAAGCUCGUACUGAAGCUCUUAUGCUCAUGGGGGUCCAGAAUAAUUUGUGCACUCCAAAGAAUGGAGAAAUAUUAGUUGCUUCCACUCAAGACUUCCUGACGUCAUCCUUUCUGAUUACAAGAAAAGACACAUUCUAUGAUCGAGCUGCAUUCUCUCUUAUGUGCUCCUAUAUGGGUGAUUCCAUGGAUCCCAUUGAUUUGCCUUCACCAGCCAUUAUCAAGCCUAUUGAGCUCUGGACUGGGAAGCAGCUAUUUAGUGUUCUUAUACGCCCUAAUGCACGUACAAAGGUGUUCUUAAAUCUUAUGGUCAAAGAGAAAAUAUAUACAAAAUCUGAGACUAUGUGUCCCAGUGAUGGAUACGUAUAUUUCCGUAACAGCGAGCUUAUAUGCGGGCAACUUGGGAAGGUUACUCUAGGUAAUGGUAACAAGGACGGGCUGUUCUCUGUUCUCUUAAGAGACUAUAAUUCUCAUGCUGCUGCGAGUUGUAUGAAUCGUUUGGCAAAAUUGAGUGCCAGGUGGAUAGGAAACCAUGGAUUUUCAAUCGGUAUUGAUGAUGUCCAGCCAGGAGAACAUCUUAAUCAGCAAAAGAAGAAGAAAAUUGAUGAAGGAUAUAGAGAAUGCCAUGAACUUAUUUCCUUAUACGGCAAAGGGAAACUUACAUUGCAGCCUGGUUGCAAUGCCGCUCAGACCUUGGAACUUAAGAUAACUGGUGUAUUAAACCAAAUUAGAGCUAUUGCUGGAAAUGUUUGUAUGAAUGAACUCCAUUGGAGAAAUAGCCCUUUGAUUAUGUCACAAUGUGGUUCUAAGGGUUCUCCCAUCAAUAUCAGCCAGAUGGUUUCAUGUGUUGGUCAGCAGUCAGUUGGUGGUCGUCGUGCUCCUAAUGGAUUUAUAGAUCGAACUCUUCCACACUUCCCUAUAAAUUCGAAAACUCCAGCUGCUAAAGGUUUUGUUGCUAAUUCAUUUUACACUGGUUUGACGGCCACCGAGUUCUUCUUCCAUACAAUGGGUGGACGAGAAGGUCUUGUCGACACAGCAGUAAAAACUGCAGAAACUGGAUACAUGUCUCGCAGAUUGAUGAAAGGUUUGGAAGAUCUCUCCAUUUAUUAUGAUGAGACAGUGCGCAAUGCUAGUGGAGGUAUAGUGCAGUUUCUUUAUGGAGAUGAUGGCAUGGAUCCAGCAAAGAUGGAAGGAAAGGAUGGCAUUCCCUUAAAUAUGGAUCAGUUAUUUAUGAAAGUUAUGGCUACCUGUCCUCCUAGAGAACAUGACAUGUUAUCUCCAACGGAAGCUUUACGAAUUAUGGAUGACAGACUGGCAAAAUAUGAUAUGUCCCCCGAGGGUGGUUGCUCUGCUGCCUUCAAGAAAUUGCUCUCUGAUUUCGUUCAUAAGCGUGUAUCUGCAUUGGCAAACAUGAGGAAAUCACUUAAACUUGAUGAAACUGAUAUGGGGAGAAAGGAUUCCACUGUGUUGGAAAAUGUUGCUGCUAAGAUAUCUGGAAUUAGUUCUAAACAACUGGAGGUUUUCUUAGAGACAUGUAUAUCACGCUAUCACUCCAAAAAAGUUGAAGCUGGAGCAGCCAUUGGUGCAAUCGGAGCUCAAAGCAUAGGAGAACCAGGAACACAGAUGACGUUGAAAACAUUUCACUUUGCUGGAGUUGCUAGCAUGAAUGUCACACUCGGUGUUCCUCGUAUCAAGGAAAUAAUAAACGCCUCCAAAAAUAUAAGCACACCAAUUGUUACUGCUACACUUCUUAAUGGUCGUGAUGUUUUAUCUGCUCGUGUGGUGAAAAGCUGUAUUGAGAAGACCGUCUUAGGGGAGGUUGCUAAAGCAUUGAAGAUUGUGUUGAAAUCUAGUCGACCAUACAUAGUCGUCAAACUUGACAUGGAUCUAAUUGAGGCCUUACAUAUGAGGGUCUCUGCUGAGUCUGUGUGUCACUCAAUCCUAAACCAUCCAAAAAUAAAAUUGAAAUCUGAGCAUAUAAAUAACAUAGGCAGCGACAAGUUGAAGAUCUACCCCCCAGAAGCUGAUAGAAGAAAGCUUCAGUUUGAAAUGCACUCUCUAAAAGCGAUGCUUCCAAAGGUUAUUGUGAAGGGUAUUCCGACUGUUGAGCGUGCUGUCAUCAACGAAACAAAUGGAGUAUACAACCUACUGGUUGAAGGUACAAACCUUUUAGCUGUCAUGGGUACUCCAGGAAUUGAUGCAAGUAAAACAAGAAGUAACCAUGUCAUUGAAGUUCAGCGGACACUUGGAAUUGAAGCUGCAAGGCAAUGCAUCAUUAAUGAAAUACAAUAUACCAUGCGUGGCCAUGGAAUGAGUAUAGAUACUCGCCAUAUGAUGCUUCUGGCAGAUCUAAUGACCUAUAAGGGAGAAGUGCUUGGGAUUACAAGAUUUGGCAUUUCAAAAAUGAAAGAAAGUGUUCUGAUGCUAGCAUCUUUUGAGAAAACUGCAGAGCACUUGUUUAAUGCUUCGUAUGGUGGAAGGGACGAUCAAAUAGAGGGUGUUAGCGAAUGUAUUAUAAUGGGCAUCCCCAUGCAACUUGGAACUGGAAUACUGAAAGUUAGACAAAGGGUGGAGAAGCUUCCUGAAUUGAAGUAUGCACCUGAUCCAAUUAUAAGUUGAGAGAUUUAACAAAAGCUUUUGCAGCAUCAACAUGUAUUUUUCCGUCAAUGCUCACCUGAAGAUUAGUGCUUCUCUGAUCUACUGGAGGAGUCUGAACUAAAGAAAAAUCAUCGAAUCGAUACAGGCUGCUUUGUGAAUGCACGUCUGCCUGCUGGAGGAUAUAGAAGCCAGAAAUUGGUGCAAAUAACAGCAUCAUCACGAAUGGUGAUGGCUACCAGAAGCUGCUGCUGUCAACUGUUUGAAUCAGCUAUAUAGAUAUACAUUGAGAUUUUUCAUUAAUCCUUUUUUUUUUUGUGUUUUGGGGUGCGCUGGUUGAUCAUACAAAAAUCUAAACAGGUCAUGUUUCUUUCAAGUUGGAACUGGGUUGAUUUUGGUUAAACCAUCUCUGUUUGGAGCAACCAAAUUAAUAUUCUAUGAAGGUCUCUAACAACUCUAUAUCUGUA